AUGGAUUGGUCCACAUCACAAAUCCUCGCCGUUAGUGGUCAUGAACGAAUGCAUGAUGUUGAAUGUGAUAAUCAAAUCCUAUUUUAUAAUCGUACCGGUCAACUAUUAUAUAACCUACAUAUACCAGAUACAUCUUGUCCGUUGUCUGCAUUAUGUUGGGCUCACGGUGAUCAACGAUUGUUUAUUGCAUGUGGAACAGCAGUCUAUACAGCAUGGGUAAUCCUUGAGUCAUUUCCAUCCAUGUUAAAAUUGUGUCAGAUGAAAGUCAAACAACAGAUAUUAAGAAAUUCUUUAUAUAAUAUUGAAAAACUAAUAUUACCACCAAAAUUAAAACACCAACUAUGUGAAUUGUACAGAUCAACAAUAAAAGGCUUUAUUCCAAAUAAGAAUACUUUACGAACAUUUGUUUGCGAACCGCUGAAGCAGCAAUUGAGAUUACAAUGUACUAUGAAACGUGUCGAUCAUAAUAACAGUAAUAAUGAUACAAAUGAUAAUGAAUUCUCAUCCGCUUCCUUGUCUUCAUCGUCUAACAAUAACAAUGGCAAUGGAGCGACAUAUGUGUUAUAUUUAGAAUAUUUAGGCGGACUGAUACCGUUAUUAUCAGCCAAACGUGUGUCAAAAAUUUGUCCAGAUUUUAUUAUAUUUGAUCCACAAGAACCAGUAACUGAUAAGAGUGAUAAAACACCAAUAGUAACGCCUACCCACUCGUUUGUUCGUCCUCGUUCAAAUACAUUUCAUAAUAUGCCAUCGAUUAAUUCAUUAACAAAAAAAUCUUUAGCAGUGACAAAUCGUACCAGUCUAAUAGCCAAUCGUAGCUCGGUAUUUAUUGCAAAAUCACUCGUACGGGAACGAGGUGAAACGCCGGAUGACACAUGGAAAAGUAGUUCAGGCUGUAGUUCGGGAAACGAUUCAGAUGCAGAAAAUAUUACAUAUUCAGCAAAAAAACAGCAGCAGUCACCUCAGCUACAAUAUUCGAGAAAGAAAAUACCAAAAACAUUAAAACAUAAACAUACGAAUAAGCUAUGUACAAUAGCAGCGAAUAUAUGGGGUACAAGAUUUAAAUUUCUUGGUAAUUCAUCUUAUUUGCCUGAAUAUCUUGGUACUGUGACCUAUAAAACAUCAUUUUUACAUUUACAACCAAGACAAAUGACCGUAACAGUUUGUAAUAAAUCAACAGUUGAUAACAGCAACAAAGAAUUUGUUUUGGAUUCACAUCAAUCACAGAAAGUUCCUUCGACAUGUAAUUUUAAUUCAUCGAUUCCUAUAGCUCCAAUGAGUCCUCAGUUGAAAAGUGUUCAUUCAAUACUAUUAUUAUCUGAACAGAAUUCGAAUAAAAAACAGAACGACUCAACUACGGCAAAAACUAUAUUUCAUUCAUCUACAUCACCCUCGUCUAUACGUCACUCUCCUCGUACCAGUCAUCGUCAUCAUAAACUACAUCGACAUGAUACAAAUAAUGAUUCAUCAGCAGCUAAUUCUUCAUCAACUUCCCCCAUUAAUCUCAGUCGUUCAACAUCACCUGCUGCUUCUUUAGCAAAUUUUAUUCGUCCAAUAUCUCCACCGUGUAUUAAAGUAAAAGAACCUUUAUCACCUAAAUUCAAUCGGGCAUUAUCGACCUCAACUACAAGUUAUCGUCAUUGUUCAUCCGCGAAUACGACAUCGUUAACAACUACCAGUACUACCACAGUAAUUCGGCAUCAUAAAAGUACAGUUGAAAUGAAGAACGUCCAAUCUACUGUAGCUAAUAUUGAUGCUUCAACAUCGAGUGCAACAAAGACAUUAUUAAUUGAUGAUUCAUCCGGUUAUGAUAGCGAAGUACAAAAAUUUUCAACAUCAGAUAUUCAACAACAACGUCCAGAAAAUUGUUUUGAACCAGAUACGUAUCGUGAUUCGUAUGUUGACUCAAAUUUUUCUGCUCAACAAAAAUUAAGUUUGAGUGAUCCAACAUUAAAUCAAACAACGAAAUUGAAUAAUGAUAAACGAUUAAAUCAACAAAAAAAUACAAUUUCAUCACCAAAGCAAUCGAAAAUAUUAGAACACGCCUCUUCUUCAUCAUUACAACAUCAGCAAAUAUCAACAAAUGAUGAACAUAGUAAGCAGCGAGAAGACGAAAAUCAAGAUGAAAUACAACGAAUUACAGAUAAUGACAUUGGUAAUCAAAAACCUCUUCGUCGAACACCAACUAGGGCUAGUGUAACAGAUAGAAUUCAAACAACAUCGAUGACUAACAAUCAUCAGCAAAAGGUAUAG
Molecule: messenger RNA, 2250 nt
Organism: Didymodactylos carnosus
Lineage: Eukaryota; Metazoa; Rotifera; Eurotatoria; Philodinida; Philodinidae
Source: the annotation of a GenBank genome assembly